UAUGCAAUUAUUUGAUACUCGAUUUGGAACAAUACGUUUGGAAUCAGGUGAAUGGUAAACGCAAUGUUUACACAAUUUUGAACCCAUUUCAGCGAGUUCAGUCGAUGGAAAACCAUUAUUACGUUACAAGAACUGCGAUCGUUUUAUUGGUGGAACUUAAUUAAAAUAGUACGGUCCCAUAGAGACCUAUAAUGAGUUCUCGAACAAGAACACUGUUCCGUCUUUGUGCGAAUUGUGUUACCGUCAGGGUAAAGGUAAGUCGAAAACGAUUGUCUACUUUAACGAACGGUAUGGUCAGAAAAUUUCUCAAGGUUUUAUUGCACGUUAUUUGGAAGCUAUAUGCCUUUUACCUGACAAUAUUCCCGUUUAAUACGAAACCAUUUCGUCUUUCAGCGAACGCCACAUAAUGUCCAUUGACACGUUGUACAGGGUGUUGCCGAUCUGGUGGCACAACCGGAAGCGGGGUGAAUCUGCAUAAAAAAAGUAAGUAAAAAAUGUAGGGUGAUGUUUUUUUAUGAAAUUUCUUCUCGUAAUAAAUCAAUGUUAAUUUUUUAUUUUCAUUUGAUAUAUUUAAUUUUCUCUUUUCGAGGCUUUUAAGUUAUUGGGUCUAAAGGACAUGAUAAUUACCGAUUAUGACCCCCUUUCAAAAGCAGCAUUGACCGCUCCAGUUAUAUUUUAUAUUCCGUUAGAAAAUUCGGGUCAUUUUCACGAAUGCUUGACAAACAGCCUAUAAGUCGAAGUUACUUGACGAACAUCUGUUUAAGUUUCUGAUAAUAUUCAACGUGGUGUGAAUACAAAUGGAAAUAUUGCAUGAACUUGGUUUCCACUAACCAUUAUCGUUACGAAACACCAUUGUCCUCUACCUUUGGGAAAUUAUGAAGAAGUCGUUUCGAGUGAUUACAGUUGUGAAAUUACGAGACACUUUCUAUUAGCCAUUUGCGUUAUCUAACGAUGUAUGUAAACGGUUAAAAUCAUUUACAACAUCACGAUUGCAUGGUUCUGGAUUAUAGUUGAUUUAAAAUGUUCAAUGAUCAAAACUCGUAGACUAUCGAUUUUUAAAAUUUUUGUAUUUCUCAAAAAAAAAGAAUUUGAUUGAUCUCCUAACCAUUUAAAAAUUUUAAGAUACCAAAAUUUCAGAAUUCUAAAAUUUCAGAAUCCCAAAGUUACUAAGGGACUUGGCCAAUUUAAAAAAAAUCCUAGUUAUGGUACUGGAUAGAUUUUUAUUUCCAUUUGUUUUAAAGCAAAUAGAACAAACAAAUGUGAUCUAAAAAAAUGAUAUAUAAAAGUCUAAUAACAACCCUUUCGUUCAUUCGUUUCUCACCGUAAGAAAAGCGACAACUCACAGCGGGCCAAUUUAAAAGAUUUCAACGUGGUACGUCGAAUUGAGACGUUUCCACGACGAAUCAUCAUGAAGAUUUUGCAACCCGUACCGUUACAUGGUUUGUAUACAUUUCUGUGAGAGCAGAGCAGAUGCAAAUGCGCGGACCAUUCAUCUGUCGUCGUACCGAUGCGAUGGCCACGGGAAAAAUCGCAAAUAACGGGUUGCGGUCGUCCCUGCACCAUAGAAAUGUGGGUUAUGUGGCCAAAAGAGCAAAAAUUUGUAUACACGAGAAUGGGAGGCGGUGCAGUGAAUUGAGCGCCAGGGUGCUUUUCUAUGGGUAGGACACGACGUUUUAACGGGGCCCAAAACGGAGGACUAAAUUUGGCGUGAUCUUGGGACGAAGACAUGAUGAGACGUCUCCACUAUAUCGAGCAUAACUGUACCUUAUCCUUCGACGUUUCUCGUUUCAUUCCUACUUUUCUCACACUCGAAUUUCUUCGAACUUUGUCGAACACAAAAAUUUUAAGAUUAAAAAAAAACUUUCAAUUAAUUGAAAAAUUUUGGCUCGCUAAACACAGGAGAUUUGAAAAAUUAAUUCUUUAAUUUAUAAAAUUUAUUGGAUGAAAAUCCAACUCAAUCACAGAAAGCAUUGGCAUAUGAAUUUUUAUAAUGAAAGGGUUAAUAAAAUAUAUAUUAUAUUAGAGUUUAGAACACAGGAUAAAAUUAUAAUGAAAUUUUAACGACUCGUUAGAAAGCUAUGAAAAACAAUAGAUGCCAAGGGUGCUGCAGUGGAAAGUGGCUGGCCCAACAAUUAACGAGGCAGCCGUGAAACUAAACCAUUAGUCAUCAGGAAUCGAAGAAAAGAGGUUCAUCUUCCGGUGCUAUGCGAUGAAAAUUGCCAUAUGUUGUGCAUCCCUAACGAGCAACAACCAAAGAUGAUCCAUCGAGCAUUUCCAAAGGACGAAUGUCAAGGUGCAAUACCGUUGUCAUUGGCGUAACUAGGAUUAUUAUCUGGAGUAGGCUAAAUCCUCCAACUUUAUUAAAAAAUUGAAGUGUCUAGUGAUGCUUAAUUCUAACAUACUUUUUAUUCACAAUUUUAGAAAAUUAUUACAUGUCCAUGUAAUAAUAGUCAUUGGACGUAAGUAGGUUAGAGUCAAGGUAGACAUACCUUAUUUAUUACAAUAAUUUCUAGAGGACUAACUUCAUCUUGACCCCUACCUACUUACGCCAAUGACCACUGUCCAUCCCCCAGCAACCACCAUUCAGAUGGACGCAUAAAAAUUUCGCAAAUUUCACUAGGCCGCAACGCUUUCGCCGCAUAAUUUAUGAGCACUUUACGCAAAUUCCGCGAUUCUUAACCCUUUCGCCUGUUCCAGUCGUAAAUCAUCGGACACGGGCCAGAAACAAAAGGCAAGCACGAAAUACUAGGGAAAAUAGACAUGGAAAGGACCGGAGUAAAGGGUUAUGCAGCGAUUCUAUGCAUAACCGUAAGGACAAGCUAAGCGUUAUACAGACAGACACCCCGCAACGCGGAUACCGGCUACCAAAAAUGUCGAAACAUUCAACCCUUUGCCGAACAGUUGCAGAAAGUGAAUGUUACCCGUCCUUACGCGGGAUUUAAGAGGACACCGACGGAAGGAUUUAGUGUGCCAGCCGGUAACUGGAUGUUUGGAAAGGCUGGAGAGGCACGCUGACUACGACGACCGGAUUAAUUUAGCGGGAUUCGAUUGUUCGAGGUCAAGAAGCUGUUGCGAUUUGCUCCGAGAACGAUAAAGACACGGCCACGACAGGAGACACCGAACCUGCAUUGUAUUUCGCGACACGCCUACUUGGGUCUGAUAAACGAAUUCAAGGCAGAACGGAGUAUUCAUGCCAUCUCCCCCUCCGAUUUUACUCUUUAUGUAUACGACUUGAUUGGCUUGACUAAGCGCUACUUCAUUUUAUUAUUCCCAUUAACACUUUGACGGUCGCGCAUUUCGUGGAAUAUUAAUUUUUCUGAUUUUAUGUUUCUUAAUACCUACUUAUGUCUAUUAGGAUGUUAUCAAGAAUUAUGCUUGACCAUUCUGUUUAACGAAGUGGUGAACGCGUGCCAGUCGGCAUCCCGGCGCUAUGGUCAUCAGGAGUGUACCCCCUCCAUUUUCUAAGGAAACCUCUCCUACCCCUGGGGUCUUGCAAGGGUUGGCCAGUAUAUAAGCGAACUACACCCCCUCUCGUUCUAAACGAUUUUGGCGAUUCGCUCUGUGAACACGAUUUACCUAAAAACCGUAGGACUGUUCGUAGGAACCGACUGGAUUGGGCGUCCCGAACGUGUCGGGAGACGCGCACCAUUCGAACGACGACGAUACAUACAUGGUGUUGUGAUAACAGUGACCGGUGUGUGACUUUGGAUCGAUCAUUAGGCGGUGGAAGGUUGCAAAAUGGAAUCGUAUUCCAACUCCUUGAGGGACAACGCACAAGUUCUCGACUUUACCUCCUGUUUGAAACGGGAGAAAUGCGCAGAAUCCUCCGAGCCACCGGUCCUCGAUCUUUCCUGCAAGAAGCAAACUGUUCCAAUGUUAAACAAGUUGAUCUCGCAUAACGAACCAGCGGACACGGAAAAAGAAGAAAUAAACAAUCAUUUUGUAGAUCCAGAACGAAAGAGUCCUUUCGAAGGACGAACGUUCAUGGUAACGCCACCAUCCGAGUCGGAAUCGCCGAAAAAAAUCAAAUUCGAAUCGAUUUAUAACUGUUCGAAUGCGUCGGUUAAUGUCAUCGGUCAACACGGUGAUUUCUCGGCUCUACCAAUGAAUAUUCCAAUCCCAGUAGUGCCUGCAGUACUACCAGCACUUUUGAGCCAAAAUGGAGGGACGGUUAAACCAAUUCAAGUAGGCGCCACAUCCAGCAUAUCAACAACGACGCCGACCACCUACUGCAAAGAAAUGGCACUGACAGCUUUGUCUCCUGAUACCGGUAAAAAAGCACCGAGACCCUUCAAGGCUUAUCCGAAAGACCCGUUGUCGCUUACCGUAGGUACGGCUGAAUUGAUGUAUGAUCAAAAUUCUACCGAGGCGUAUUCGGAAUUCCGGAAACGAAUGCUGGAUUCGGUCAGACGGUCGAACGAAGGUACCAAUAUUAAGAUGCGUAGAUCCACCAAGAGCCCUGGAUUACCUACCAGCACUGUGGACGAGAAAGACGCAGCUUAUUGGGAAAGGAGAAGAAAAAAUAAUGAAGCGGCUAAACGUUCUAGGGAUGCGAGAAGAGCCAAGGAGGAUGAGAUUGCGAUCAGGGCAGCUUUCUUAGAGCAAGAAAAUAUAAAAUUAAAAUAUGAACUUGUAGCGCUUAGAAAUGAAACGGCUAAACUUAGAUGCAUGGUUUAUUCAACUUAAAUUUAGGAUAUUUUGUAUAGAUUUCAGUCAUAAGUUGUUAAUAUUGUUUUGAUAUUGAAGGAUUCAAUCAGUUUCUCUAAAUACUGAUUCGAAGCUUUGUAUUUGUUGCUGAUGAAGAAGCAAGGAGUGGAAUAUUUGUAAAAAUCUGUAUUGCACUUUGUAAGCA
Molecule: messenger RNA, 4852 nt
Organism: Osmia lignaria (orchard mason bee)
Lineage: Eukaryota; Metazoa; Arthropoda; Insecta; Hymenoptera; Megachilidae
Gene: gt
Product: transcription factor giant
Biological process (GO): regulation of transcription by RNA polymerase II
Cellular component (GO): nucleus
Molecular function (GO): DNA-binding transcription factor activity, RNA polymerase II-specific; RNA polymerase II cis-regulatory region sequence-specific DNA binding
Source: RefSeq, a predicted model, not a curated record